Molecule: messenger RNA, 714 nt
Organism: Babesia bigemina
Lineage: Eukaryota; Apicomplexa; Aconoidasida; Piroplasmida; Babesiidae
Exons: 3
Coding region: 1-714 (237 amino acids)
Source: RefSeq, a predicted model, not a curated record
AUGGCAUUGGUCAAUUGCUUGGUCACCUCACUGCUCAUGCGAUUGUUCAUCAACGCAAUCACUACUCUGUCUACAACAUUAGAUGUUAUCGGUGGAAUUUGGAUUAAUGAUUUAUGCACUUACAAAUUGCGGAGUUCAGCUGUAGAAAGCGAUGCAGAAGGGUAUCUUUCGUACGAGGAAAUCGCGGAUGUUGCGGCCCACCGGGAAGCGGAAGAUGCACAGGUCGAGCAGGAUGAUGGCGACGAUAAGGGUAACGAUGACGGCGGCGAUGGCUUGGGGGUCAGGGCGGAAAGGUGUAGAAGUGGUAGACAGAUCUUCACCGUGGGAAUCGAGACCACCAGUCCGAGCGGCAACACCGGAGGGAGCAGAAGACUCUGCACCGGAGGAAGAAUGGGAGGCAGCAAGCUGUUCAGGUGGACGUUUCUUCAGGCAACAUUCACAUCCACAUUUUUUAAACCUGCAAACAUAUCAAUCACUCAAGCAACGCACUCACCUACUGCAACACGUACCACUGCCGCGCCCAGUCCCCUCAACCUGCAACCUUAUCAAUCACCUAGCAACGCACUCACCAACUGCAACCAUGAACCACGUACCUCAGCCAAGGACACUGCCGUCUUCCAUAAGUUCCACAGCCACCCGGCUAACCGCCAUAAAACUUACAUCCAAUUACAUCACAACUAUGCAGCUGCCAAAGCUGAAGUACUACCGAGGUAG